This is a messenger RNA of Amblyraja radiata (thorny skate), 1717 nucleotides long. RefSeq names its product chemokine (C-C motif) receptor 6a (gene ccr6a). The record is from RefSeq and is a predicted model, not a curated record. Gene Ontology annotation, biological process: G protein-coupled receptor signaling pathway; immune response; cell chemotaxis. Gene Ontology annotation, cellular component: external side of plasma membrane; membrane. The transcript has a single exon. NCBI's taxonomy places the organism in Eukaryota, Metazoa, Chordata, Chondrichthyes, Rajiformes, Rajidae. Gene Ontology annotation, molecular function: C-C chemokine receptor activity; C-C chemokine binding. The coding region runs from base 13 to 1089 and encodes 358 amino acids.
CGGCCAAAAAAAAUGGAUGAUUCCAGUGCAGGAUAUGAAGACUUUUUGUUAUAUGAGUACACUACUUCUUUUGAUUAUGGAGAUGUGGAAUUAUUGUGUCGCACGAGUGACGACAAGAGACUUUCAUCGCUGUUCAUUCCGAUUUUUUAUUCAAUCAUCACUAUCAUUGGCAUAAUCGGCAAUGGUUUGGUAGUGCUCACCUACAUGUUUUACAAGAAAGUUAGGACUAUGACUGACAUGUAUCUGGUGAAUUUGGCCAUUGCCGAUAUACUGUUUGUGGUUACCUUGCCAUUCAGGGCUGUGGACGUCCCUGGAGGUUGGAUUUUUGGAGAUAUUGGGUGUAAAAUUUUGAUGGGCAUAUACAGUAUCAACUUCAACAGUGGCAUGUUAUUGCUAGCUGUCAUUAGCAUUGAUCGAUAUGUUGCUAUAGUUCAUGCAACAAAGUAUUUUAAUUACAGGGGAAAGGCACUGGUUUACAGCAAAACUAUUUGCAUAGUCAUCUGGAUCGCUGGAAUUGUUGUAUCAAUGCCGACAUUCAUUUUUAGCACAAGUUACGAGUUUAACACAACAGGAAAAACGGUGUGCGAGAUUCGAUACCCAAAAAGCUAUUCAAAUAUAGGGAAAGCAGUUGCUCCAACAAUACAACUAACACUCGGCUUCUUUAUACCUCUGUUCAUCAUGGUCUGUUGUUACUCUCUGAUAAUUAAAACGCUUCUCCAAGCUCGAAAUUUCCUGAGGCAUAAGGCUUUACAGGUUGUAAUAGCUGUGGUGGCAACUUUUGUAAUUUGUCAAGUGCCAUACAAUGUGGUUGUAGUUUAUGACAUAUUUUGGACAGAGAACUGUGAGGUAUUCAAGUUGAUGGCAAUUGUCCGCACGGUGACAAAAUCCUUUGCCUUUUUCCAUUGUUGCCUGAACCCUGUCCUCUAUGCCUUUAUUGGCGUUAAAUUCAGAUUUUAUUUUUUGAAGAUUCUCCAAGAUAUCUGGUGUUUAAGCAAAUGGAACAUUUCUGCAAGGCCUUCCAGUGAAACAUUUGUGUCAAGGCGUACAUCUGGCUUUGAUAUUGACAACCUAUCAUCUUUUACUGUAUGAUCAUCAGUGUUUUUUUUAUCUGUGCAUAUCCUAAGACAAAUUUCACAACAAGCAUUUAAGUGUAUUUUGUAUCACCUCUUCUCCUUUCAAAUUUUAUAUACUGCUUAAAUAGUCAAGACUAAAGCGAGUUUAAUUGUCAUCUGUACUGACAAUGGAACAAUGAAAUUUUUACUUGCAGCAGCAUAAUAUAGUUACAAGUCUAGUUACUCACUCUCUCCACAGACCAUUUAUAUUUUGUCCUUUCUGUGAAUCUAUUGAUUAUGUUUAUGAAGAUUCACGAGCAAAUGACUUCCACAGAAAUAAAGCUGUAUAAAUGUUCUGGUCCUUAGUACAAAAUAUAUCCGGGGUUUCAAAUUUGCUACCCAUAAAAAUUAAAUUCCGAUGAGAUUGUGUUUUACUGUUUAAAAGCAGUGCAUUUUAAUGAAAGGUAUUUAAGAGAUAGUAGAAAAAUAUUUGUAAUCUAGUAGCACAGUUGGGUACAUUACAGAUUUUCACACAGUGAUCCGACUUGCAAGAUCCACAUCACACCAUUGUGGGAAACGAAGGAUACUGCGAAAACCCAGAACAGCACCCAGCAUCUCCUCCCGAAUGUAGAAGUCUGUGGUGUAGAAGUCUAUUUUGUAGUGAG